This is a messenger RNA of Prorocentrum cordatum, 810 nucleotides long. Lineage: Eukaryota; Dinophyceae; Prorocentrales; Prorocentraceae. The record is from the annotation of a GenBank genome assembly.
UUUUGCCUUCGAGGGCUGGACCUUGACUCGAGGUUCUGCUGCGGGGGCGGCAGGCAGCGCCACCAGAGUAGCGCCGGGAGGCCAGUGCAGCUGCGGCCAUGGGGAAGCUCCAUACCAUCUCCCGCGGUUACCGCCAUGGAACGCGCAACGCGUUCUCGAAGAAGUGGAGGUGCAAGGGCGAGCCCGGCGUCUCUCGCCUCCUCGUCAACUUCAAGCGGGGCGACUUCGUGGACAUCGUGGUGGACCCGUCGAUUCAGAAGGGUAUGCCCCACUCCUUCUUCAACGGCAAGACUGGCAUCGUCUUCAACGUCAAUCGCAAUGCUCUCGGCGUGGAGAUGACGAAGAUUGUGGGUAACAGGCAGCUGAAGAAGCGCAUCCACGUGCGGGCAGAGCACUGCAAGAAGUCCCGGUGCAACGAGGCCUUCCUCCAGCGCGUCAAGGUCAACGACCAGAAGAAGCGGGACGCGAAGAUGCUUGGCAAGAGCCUGAAGCUUAAGAGAGAGCCCGAGGGACCUAAGGAGAUGAAGAUUGUCAAGGCCAAGCCCGAGGACGUCGUUGUGCUUGCGCCCGUGCCCUUCGUGGAAAACUACUUCUGAGAGCGCCCUGCCGCGAUGCGACCGCACGUUCUGGAUCUGGCUGGCGUCUUCAGUAUGGGUGCGGUGCUCAUGGCGGUGUCCCUGCUGAGCCUCGUCCUCCCUCGUAAUCGUUGCUCCUCCCCCGCUCCAGUCUGAGGCGGGGGCACGGUGGCGGAUAUUGGCGCCUCCCGGCGCAGUCUAGGGAAAACGACCACGAGAGCUGCUGCGCUGAGGC